Neomonachus schauinslandi (Hawaiian monk seal) is the source of this 1071-nucleotide messenger RNA. RefSeq names its product glycerophosphodiester phosphodiesterase domain containing 1 (gene GDPD1). Gene Ontology annotation, biological process: N-acylethanolamine metabolic process; glycerophospholipid catabolic process. The record is from RefSeq and is a predicted model, not a curated record. Gene Ontology annotation, cellular component: endoplasmic reticulum membrane. The transcript is spliced from 10 exons. Lineage: Eukaryota; Metazoa; Chordata; Mammalia; Carnivora; Phocidae. Gene Ontology annotation, molecular function: phosphoric diester hydrolase activity; phosphatidylcholine lysophospholipase A1 activity. The coding region runs from base 81 to 1025 and encodes 314 amino acids.
GCAGCCGCCGCAGCCGUUGCGACCGCAGCAGCGGAGUUCACAGGGCCCGGAGGUGGGAGACUUCCCAUACGGUGGCUGAGAUGUCGUCCACCGCGGCUUUUUACCUUCUCUCCACCUUGGGAGGGUACUUGGUGACCUCGUUCUUGUUGCUCAAAUACCCGACCUUGCUACACCCGAGAAAGAAGCAGCGAUUCCUCAGUAAACACAUCUCCCACCGCGGAGGGGCUGGAGAAAAUUUGGAGAAUACAAUGGCAGCCUUUCAGCAUGCAGUUACAAUUGGAACUGAUAUGCUGGAAUUGGACUGCCAUAUCACAAAAGAUGAGCAAGUUGUAGUGUCCCAUGAUGAGAAUUUAAAGAGAUCAACUGGGGUCAAUGUAAACAUCUCUGAUCUCAAGUACUGUGAACUCCCACCUUACCUUGGCAAACUGGAUGUCACAUUUCAAAGAGCAUGCCAAUGUGAAGGAAAAGAUAACCGAAUUCCAUUACUAAAGGAAGUUUUUGAGGCUUUUCCUAACACUCCCAUUAACAUCGAUAUCAAGGUCAACAACAAUGUGCUGAUAAAGAAGGUUUCAGAGCUGGUAAAGCAGUACAGACGAGAACACAUAACGGUGUGGGGUAACGCCAGUUAUGAAAUUGUAGAAAAGUGCUACAGAGAGAAUUCAGAUAUUCCUAUACUCUUCAGUCUACAACGUGUUCUGCUCAUUCUUGGCCUUUUCUUCACUGGCCUCUUGCCCUUUGUGCCCAUUCGAGAACAGUUUUUUGAAAUCCCAAUGCCUUCUAUCAUACUGAAGCUAAAAGAACCACACACUAUGUCCAGAAGUCAAAAGUUUCUCAUCUGGCUUUCUGAUAUCUUACUAAUGAGAAAAGCCUUGUUUGACCACCUCACUGCCAGAGGCAUUCAGGUCUAUAUUUGGGUAUUGAAUGAAGAACAAGAAUACAAACGAGCUUUUGAUUUGGGAGCAACUGGGGUGAUGACAGACUAUCCAACAAAGCUUAAGGAUUUUUUACAUAAUUUUUCAGCAUAGAAAAGGAGGUACUCAGAAGCACUCAAAGAUGAAAAGACCUAAAGAA